UUGUGUUCUGUGGUGGCGAAAACCACAGAAACUAACCUUAUAACGUUAAAUUUUAUUAUAACAACAUUAUUAAAAUAUAUUCAUCAUUAAAAUGUAUCAAUUUUGCUUCACAUCUAGAAUAAUAAAUACCAGAGUUUUGAAUGUUUCAUUUAGGAAAUUGUCAACUGUUUCUGUUGGAAAAGUGGCAGAAAAAAUUUCAAUCAAUGGCAAUAAUGCUGAUCUAGAGAGCCUUUCCACAAUCGUAACCAAAAAUAGAGUUAAGCAGCCUCAAAGAGAACCUUUCGUGAAAAAUUUAUUUUUAGGUAAACUUGACACAGAAAUCCUUGCAUAUCCUGAAUUGAACAAAAAUGACGUUGAUCAAUUAGAAGAUAUUAUCAGUUUGUUACAAAAGUUCUCAAAUCAUCAAGAUGAUCCGAAAGAUUUUAAAGAAGCGUUAUGCAAACUAAAAAUGAGAAGAUGUUUAGGAUUACAAUGUUCUCUAGAUAUUGGUGGAAGAGAAUUGAAUCAAAGUGAAAAAUGUCGUUUCAAUGAAAUAUUACUGAACAGUAGUUAUAGAUAUAAUAUUUUGAAUAAUGAGUUAGGUAUAGAUCUUUUAUCUAAGUUUGGAACAGAUGAACAAAAAACUAAAUAUUUAGAGAAAUUAAUCAAUGGAGAAAUAUCCUCAACUAUGAGUAUAGCCCAUAAUUCUAUUGGGUCUGAUGAAAUUACAUCCAAUAUUGCUAGAGCUCAUAUUACAGAAUCUUUUGAUUCAUAUGUUUUGAAGGGAAAGAAGAAAUAUGUUAUUAAUGGAGACACUGCAGAUAUAUUUAUAAUCUUCAUGAAAACUGGAGGUACUGACAGGAAAUUCCUUGAAGGAAAUGAAUUUUCAGCUUUUAUUAUAGAUAAAUCUAUGCCUGGAGUUAUUCUUGAGAAAAUUGAUGUGAAUAAUGCAAAUUUAAAAGGAACAUGCAAUAUAAUUUUCAAGGAUGUAUUAAUACCUAAAGAAAAUAUACUAGGUGCUGAUGGAAUGGGUGUAGAUUUAUUAUCAAAAGUUCUACCUGAAUAUCACCUCAAUAUGAGUAUCAUAAAUCUCAAUAUUAUGAAGAAACUAGUUAAUUCUCUUUCACAGGAUUUACUGAACAAUUCAGCUCCAGGUGAAGAAGUAUACCAAACAGAAGCUGUGACUUCAAUAGUAAGUGAAAUUCUGUCUUAUGUUUAUAUGGUAGAAAGUAUGAUAUAUUUAACAUCUGGACUUAUGAGCACUUAUGAAAAUCAGGAUUGUGAAAUUGAAUCUUUAAUCACCAGUAUAUUUUCAACAGAGUUAGCUGUAAAGUCAACUGUACUAGGUAUGAGUUUAGUUGGUACACCCUUCAUUAAUUCUGGACAUUUUUGUCAAAAAUUACAUGAGGAAGCAAUAAUACAAUAUACUUCUUAUGAAAAUGAAAAUAUGACAAAACUUUUGAUUGGAUUAUUAGGGAUACAAUAUUCAGGUAAAAACCUAGGAGAAACUGUAAAAAAACUAAGAAAUCCUAUGAUGUUUGGAAACUUUAUUCUAAAGAGGUUAUGGCACUUUAGAAAACAAAGUUCAGACAAUCCAAAAUUGACUUUAGAAUUGAAAAAUUAUCUCCAUCCAUCAUGUCAAGAAUCUGCAAAUGAGAUUGAAUAUUGUGUGCUUAGAUUACAGUAUGCUACUGAAUCCCUUCUUGGCCAAUAUGGAAUAGAAGUUUUAAAUUGCCAUAAUCAUUUGAGGAGAUUGUCGGAAUCUGUGAUGCACAUAUAUGCAAUGAUUUCUUCUUUAAGUAGAGCUUCACGAUCCUAUUGCAUUGGUUUAGAAAAUAGUGAUGCAGAAAUGAUAUUAGCAAAUGUAGUUUGCCGAAAUUCUCACAAACAUGUAAGGUCUACUUUAAAUGAUGCCAUAGAACAAUGUUUGAUCAUGGAUGAUCCUUUAAAACAUUUAUCAAAUAAUUUAUACAGUAAAAAAAGUUAUUAUUUUGCUCAUCCCUUAAGUAGAAUUUUUUGAUAAAUUAUUGAUUAAGAUUGAAAACCUUUGUAUGAUUCCUUUUGUGCAAUGUAGUUGGAUACAGAAUUCAUUCUUAUGGAUUUGAAUUGGUUGCACAUUCAAAUUGGCAAUGUUGUUUCUGCAAAUUGUAUGAAGCAUUGAAAUAAAAAGAAUUUUUGUUUUA
Molecule: messenger RNA, 2162 nt
Organism: Harmonia axyridis
Lineage: Eukaryota; Metazoa; Arthropoda; Insecta; Coleoptera; Coccinellidae
Gene: Egm
Product: complex I assembly factor ACAD9, mitochondrial
Exons: 1
Coding region: 92-1999 (635 amino acids)
Molecular function (GO): acyl-CoA dehydrogenase activity; flavin adenine dinucleotide binding
Source: RefSeq, a predicted model, not a curated record